AUGGCUCAACCCGGCAACUGCUCCCACUCGUUCCAAUUGAUCAAGUCGGACACGACGCUCGUUCAAUGGAACUGCAACCUGUGCCAUUCGGGCCCGCACACCUUCAUCUACGAGUGUGCCCACUGCAAGCUCAAGACGUGCAGGCCCUGCACAUCCAAGGCCUAG
Westerdykella ornata is the source of this 165-nucleotide messenger RNA. RefSeq lists its product as uncharacterized. The transcript has a single exon. Lineage: Eukaryota; Fungi; Ascomycota; Dothideomycetes; Pleosporales; Sporormiaceae. The record is from RefSeq and is a predicted model, not a curated record. Bases 1 to 165 code for a protein of 54 amino acids.